Dromiciops gliroides (monito del monte) is the source of this 1399-nucleotide messenger RNA. It is a transcript of the gene MAD2L1, whose product is annotated as mitotic arrest deficient 2 like 1. Bases 67 to 684 code for a protein of 205 amino acids. Gene Ontology annotation, biological process: mitotic spindle assembly checkpoint signaling. Lineage: Eukaryota; Metazoa; Chordata; Mammalia; Microbiotheria; Microbiotheriidae. The record is from RefSeq and is a predicted model, not a curated record. The transcript has 5 exons. Gene Ontology annotation, cellular component: kinetochore; nucleoplasm; cytoplasm.
UGUUGUGAGAAAAGCUCGCGCUCCCGACGCCCCACCGUGACCGUGACCGUGACCGUGACCGUGACCAUGGAGCUGCAGCUCACCCGGGACCAGGGCAUUACCCUGCGCGGCAGCGCCGACAUCGUCGCCGAGUUCUUCUCCUUUGGCAUCAACAGCAUCCUGUACCAGCGUGGCAUCUACCCCUCCGAGACCUUCACCCGCGUGCAGAAAUACGGGCUGACCCUGCUGGUGACCACCGACCCCGAGCUCAUCAAGUACCUCAAUAACGUCGUGGACCAGCUGAAAGACUGGUUGUACAGUUGUUCAGUUCAGAAAUUGGUGGUGGUGAUUUCGAAUAUUGAAAGUGGCGAAGUCCUUGAACGAUGGCAGUUUGAUAUUGAGUGUGAUAAGACGGCAAAAGAAGACAGUGCCCCAAGAAAUAAAUCAGUGAAAGCUAUCCAAGAUGAAAUUCGUUCAGUGAUCCGACAAAUUACAGCCACUGUGACAUUUCUGCCAUUGUUAGAAGCAGCUUGUGCAUUUGAUCUACUCAUUUACACAGACAAAGAACUUGUUGUCCCUGAAAAAUGGGAAGAGUCGGGGCCACAGUUUAUCGCCAAUUCUGAAGAGGUCCGCCUUCGUUCCUUUACUACUACCAUCCACAAAGUAAAUAGCACGGUGGCCUACAAAAUUCCUGUCAACGAGUGAGGGCCAAGGGGAGGAAAAUAAUGUGUGUGUGAUUCUCAAAUCUGAUUUCCCAUAAGAGAAGUUAAAUAGAGUUGAUGCAUCUUUGUCAUUGGUUUAAUGUUAAAUGGGAAAACGAAUAUUCUGUUGUACUGAGCAUAAUUAUUCCACAUCUGUACAUACAUGACCUACCAUGAGGUUGACAUGGAUUAGAGAGGGUUUUAGUGCUUUCCCCUAAUUUUAAUGUAUUUUUUUUUUUUUUUGGCUAAAAUAGUACAGAAACAUGGUGCAACAUUGCUCAGUAGAUAGAAGAAGAUAUUCAAUGGUGGGUGCUAACAGAAUUACUGUUCACCUUCUGAAAGUAGUAGGAACUAUUUUCAAUCUUUAAAGUUGACACAAUCAGAUGUUUUAUUCAUAGCUUGAGUAAAAUUUUUAGCAAGGAGGGUAUGAAUAUACAAAAAGAAGUCUAAGUAUUAGAAUUCUUUGUUUUAAAAUUUUUAUUUUGUUCCUGGGAAUAGCUAAAUAUUAAUAAGAAUCCUUCAGUCAUGACGAUGACUAAUUCAUUUUUUCCCAGAAUAUCACUUACUUCUUUGAAAACCUCCCAAACUUUGAAAUACUUUUAUUAUCAAUAUUUGUGUAAGCUCUAUUGAUAAUGCUCUAGAUUUUUCUACUUUUACUUGAGAGAACAAAACUCUGAUUUUUAAAAGUCUUUUUAUAUAUUUUGCUCUGAUCAAUGUAA